Messenger RNA from Neurospora crassa OR74A, 1576 nucleotides. RefSeq lists its product as hypothetical. The record is from RefSeq and is a predicted model, not a curated record. The transcript has 2 exons. The coding region runs from base 480 to 818 and encodes 112 amino acids. Lineage: Eukaryota; Fungi; Ascomycota; Sordariomycetes; Sordariales; Sordariaceae.
CUUUUUUUCCCCCAUCGACAUGUUUUGAUUCAGAGAAUUGGAUGGAGUUGGGGUUCUCCUUCUCCCCUCCCUUUUCCUGCACCACCAUCUCCGGCCUUACCGCAAUCACCAAUCAGCAAUUCCAGAUCCCUACUCCUCGGAUUCUCACCAGUGGACAACAAGGGCCAACAAGGCACAGCUAGGCCACAACUUGGUUCUUCUAGUCGGUCCCCGCUCCGAAUCCUCUCAUUGGGACGACGGUUACAGUUGCCGACACCGAAACUAAAAAGGCCCAGAGCGGAUACAUGCUCCAAAGGCCAAUGGAUACUCACAUUUAUACACCGAUAUCACAGCGCGGCGCGUCGGUUGACAAACAACGAUUAUCCCGUCCAUCUCUAUCAGAGAGAUUCGUGGACGGAGGAGAGGGGAUCAGAAAACAGAUCCGAAUACGACGCGGACCCUACAGGAGUCUAUCUCGAGUCCACGACCCAUAGCCAUGGAUGGGAGGAGGAAAGCAAAUGCGCACUAGGGACAACGGAGCUGUCCUUGUCCUCGGGCUUUCGAAUAAAAUGAUUCCGAGGGAGGCGGUGACAUUGCCAACGAUAGGCGAGGAAGAAGUAAAGUUUCGGAUGCGGGAGGUUAUUGGGGCAGAAACAACGGGGUCGAACGGGGUCGUUCUUUCCCGAGGAAGGAAGUCUGCGAAAGCUUGCAUCCAGUACGGUAUCUCUCCGAGACUCCAUCUCGCUCGCACCGCGCUUUCCAUUUUCUUGCAGCCAAGCAUCCUCUUUGCUGUCUUUUUCUCCGUGGCGAAAAAAGAAAUGGUACCCAACUAUCAUUGAAUUGAAUUUGGAGGUGGAUUGGUCACUGGACAGACAGCAUUGCGAUCAUCCUUCUUUCUUUCUUCUCCGCCUCCAGACCGCCGCCUCGACAUUGUACCUACUGCUACGCGCAGCAUAUGCCGCAUCACAGAGGGACACGACGACACAUCACAUAUGCUUGUGGUAGCCGAGGCAUCAUCGUUUUCAGCCGCAGUCAUCGUCGGGAGUCAGCGUUUACUGCGCACUUGCUGCAAUUUGCACGAAUUUGGCUCUUGACACUCGAUUGACCUGCACGAUUCGUCGAAUUCAUCCUUUGGAUCAUAGAGGUAUGUACGUACACUACACAGUACCUGCCUACCUGUAAUGCGCCGCGCGGUGCCUUGGGAGGUUGGUGAUGGAGCCAAUGGGGCUUAGUAGGCUUCUGGUUAGUACCGUCGGCGAUGUACCGAGAACGACAAAGUCCAGUUGGACGGGCGUUCAAAAGCUCGGGAUGCUCUUUCCGUUCCUCUUGGCGAAGCUCACGUUUUAGGUAACCACUACAACUCGAGUGAGAACCCCUCAUCCACGUUAACAGUCCGGGCGGCAGUACCUGACUCGCUCAGUGUGUGCUUUUAUUUUGGGCUGUCAGUUUUGAGCAGUGGUUCGCAACUGAAAGAAUGGAUGCUUCUAUGGCACAGUGCGUUCCAUGAGCUGGGGACUGCUGGGUACUCCUUGCAGGGUUACCAUAAUCACCACCACAUGUUUCCUCACUAGCACUGCCAAUGCAAAUGUUUCAUCGC